GGAAAAACAGUAAAAAUGUCUAAUAAACUAUGCCGUACUUUAUGCAGCAAUUGUACAUAUUCUUUCAAUGAUGGGAACAGAUGUUACGUCAUAUUAAGUAUACAAGAGGAGGUUACUGUAAUGCGACAAUUUCUCAACAAGAUGUUCUCUUUAAUACGAAUAUACAGGAUGAAAUAUUUUCUAUGCUGGUUUCUUGUCAUGGUUCAGGGAAAUGUAGCUUUUGAUGUCAAACGCAUCAAGCAGAAAAAGGAGUUAUUUGAACAAAUAGAUAAAAAAUUUAAUGCUAAUUCAUGCUCGCCCGAAAUCAUUUGCCCUAAUAUCCUGGAGCAUUUGAAAAUGAAGCCUGAAGAGAACUGUCGAUACUAUUACGAAUAUGAAUUAUGUGCUAUAAAAAUCCGUCCGUCUUGUACUGGUGCGUACACUGAAGAAUAUGUGAAACAUAAGUGUGCUGAGAAAUCAAUACACAAUAAAUCCCAUGCUUUGACGUAUUGUAUGUCUUCAUAUACCACACUACCACUUCUUAUUCUCCCGUUAUUGGUGUGAUGGAAUUCAAAAACAACUGAAAAGAAUAUAUUUGAUCUCAUAUUCUACUCAGUAAUCAGUUCUCGAAUUGUGUUUUGACUACAGUGAGCACGAAGAGAAAUACUAACAUAGAUAAAUAAAAGAAAUUUAUGUAUCUUUGAUAAA
Octopus bimaculoides (California two-spot octopus) is the source of this 687-nucleotide messenger RNA. RefSeq lists its product as uncharacterized. Lineage: Eukaryota; Metazoa; Mollusca; Cephalopoda; Octopoda; Octopodidae. The record is from RefSeq and is a predicted model, not a curated record.